GUGAAAUGCCAAAAGUCUGAAUCCGAGAACCGAAGUCGAGAACGCAACCGAACGCACCAGAGACAAAUACAGAGGAAAACAACAAAUAAACGAAAAAAAAAACAAUAUAAUAAUAAGAAAAGGAAAACUCUGAAUUCCCCUAAAAAGCUUUGAUCGAUCUCCGCCAUGGCGUCGAAUCUCGCGCGACUAGUUCGUCGACCCGCCGCCACAUGUUUCCUUUUCAGAAGUUACAGGCAUGUCAGAAAUCUCAGCUAUAUUGCAGGCCCCAAGACACCUAUGAACUUGAAACCAAGGAGGGAAUUUAUUGAGUUUCUUCCAAAGGACUCUCCAUAUCGUAUUUGGAGCAGGUCAUUUUCUUCAGAUAAUGGUGAGCAUUUUGAUGCUGUCGUUCCAUUUAUGGGCGAGUCUAUAACUGAUGGAACUCUUGCCACAUUCUUGAAGAAACCUGGUGAUAGGGUUGAAGUUGAUGAACCAAUCGCCCAGGUCGAAACUGAUAAGGUGACUAUUGAUGUUGCAAGUCCUGAAGCCGGAAUAAUUGAAAAGUUUGUAGCCAAGGAAGGCGACACUGUGAUGCCUGGAACUAAGGUUGCUGUCAUCACAAAGUCUGCUUCAACCGAUACCCAUGUUGCCCCAUCAGAGGAAUCGGAUAAAGGUGCUCCUCAGCCAUCUCCCCCUGUAGUUAAGGAAGCAGAGAAACCAAAGCCUAAAGUGGAAGAUGUUAUCAAAGAGAAACCAAAAGAAGCGUCUCCUGCACCUACUCGAGCCUCUGCUUCUGAGCCACAACUUCCUCCUAAGGAUAGGGAGAGACGAGUUCCCAUGGGUCGUCUCAGGAAACGAGUUGCUACACGCUUGAAGGACUCUCAAAACACAUAUGCUAUGCUAACUACAUUUAAUGAAGUUGACAUGACAAACCUGAUGAAACUUCGUUCUGAUUAUAAAGAUGCGUUUGUUGAGAAACACGGCGUAAAAUUGGGGUUCAUGUCCGGCUUUGUUAAGGCAGCAGUUACCGGACUGCAGAAUCAGCCAAUUAUCAACGCGGUCAUUGAUGGCGAAGAUAUUAUAUAUAGAGACUAUGUUGAUAUCAGUGUUGCUGUUGGUACUCCCAAGGGCCUCGUGGUGCCAGUUAUUCGUGAUGCUGAUAAAAUGAACUUCGCAGAAAUAGAAAAAGAGAUCAAUACUCUAGCUAAGAAGGCAAACAACGGCACUUUAUCUAUUGAUGAAAUGGCUGGAGGAUCAUUCACUAUCUCAAAUGGAGGGGUCUAUGGAAGCCUUCUAAGUACCCCAAUUAUCAAUCCCCCACAGUCAGCUAUUUUAGGUAUGCAUUCUAUUGUCUCCCGGCCAGUGGUUGCCAACGGUCAAGUUGUUCCAAGGCCGAUGAUGUACAUUGCACUGACCUACGAUCAUAGAUUGAUUGAUGGAAGAGAGGCUGUCUUCUUCCUUAGAAGGAUCAAGGAUGUAGUUGAGGAUCCUCGCAGGCUUCUCCUUGACUUGUAAGCUUGUGGGUGUCUAGCUUAUCCCCCCUUGACUCGCUUCAAUAUCUUUUUCAAAUCAAAUAAUUUGCUUGCACAAGUUCAAAGUUUGUGGUGACCUUUUGCUUUUGCUACCUGUGCACACCACAUCAUGAUUCCUUUUCAUCAUUAUUCAAAUGAUGGAACUUUCAUGGGUUUUUUUGGGAUUCGAAAUAUGGAAUUAUAGUUUAUAAAGCACCAAAUUUCAGUGUAUUAUAUAAGAGUAGCCGGCAGACUAUCCAUUCAUCUUGGAUCAAAGUGCGUAGUGCAAUUUGAUCAGAUUCAGUGGCUUGGACUCACCACUUUUUUGUUUAAUUUACAUUGUCGGCAAACAUUCAUUUGGAAUACAUAAUUUGUUUUUAUCAACUUCAA
Messenger RNA from Asparagus officinalis (garden asparagus), 1880 nucleotides. Its product is annotated as dihydrolipoyllysine-residue succinyltransferase component of 2-oxoglutarate dehydrogenase complex 1, mitochondrial-like. Gene Ontology annotation, biological process: tricarboxylic acid cycle. The transcript is spliced from 14 exons. The coding region runs from base 166 to 1494 and encodes 442 amino acids. The record is from RefSeq and is a predicted model, not a curated record. Gene Ontology annotation, cellular component: oxoglutarate dehydrogenase complex. Lineage: Eukaryota; Viridiplantae; Streptophyta; Magnoliopsida; Asparagales; Asparagaceae. Gene Ontology annotation, molecular function: dihydrolipoyllysine-residue succinyltransferase activity.